Messenger RNA from Suillus discolor, 1506 nucleotides. RefSeq names its product cytochrome P450. The record is from RefSeq and is a predicted model, not a curated record. The transcript has 12 exons. Gene Ontology annotation, molecular function: monooxygenase activity; heme binding; oxidoreductase activity, acting on paired donors, with incorporation or reduction of molecular oxygen. NCBI's taxonomy places the organism in Eukaryota, Fungi, Basidiomycota, Agaricomycetes, Boletales, Suillaceae. Bases 1 to 1506 code for a protein of 501 amino acids.
AUGUUUCCUUCAGUUGAUGGCCGCCUUGCCAUCCUCGCCAUCUUACCUGCUUCCUUUAUUGUCAUUACAUCGCUCAAGCGGUUCAUUAGGAACAGGCAGAAAAAACUUCCCCCUGGCCCGGUGCCACUCCCACUGCUAGGAAAUGUCUUCUCUGUUAACACCAAAGAGCCUUGGUUGACUUAUACCGAAUGGGCUGCUGUUUAUGGAGACUUGUUUUUCGUGCGACUUCUAGGCCAGGAGAUCGUGGUGAUCAAUUCUCAACACGUCGCGGAAACCUUGCUGCACAAGCGUUCUCGCAUUUACUCUGAUAGACCAUACAUAGCCACACUUGAGCCGUUUGGUUGGUCGGACGUAUUUGUAUUCACAGGCUAUGGUGACGAAUGGCGUCUUUGCCGACGACUCCUCCAUCAAACUUAUCGUCCUGACUCUGCGCUCAAGUUUCGUCCAAUGCAGAUCAAGCAGGCUCGUGAGAUGAUCGUCAACCUCAUUGAUGAUCCUCAGAAUUAUCAUUCUCACUUUGCAACAUUCUCGUCAUCAGUUGCGAUGUCAGCGACCUACGGCUAUCAAACCAUUUCUCGUGAUGAUCCACUGGUUCGACUCGUAGAAAAUGCAGUGGCUAUUGGCUUUCAGGUGAAUAACCCAGAGAAUGCAAUCUUGCUCAAAACCUUCCCCUUCUUACUGAAGUUACCUGACUGGUGCUGGGGAUCCUCAAUCAAACGCGACGCUCGAACUUCAACCAAUCGCAUGAGAGAAAUGGCCGACGUGCCGUUCCAAUAUGCGCAGGACCAUAUGGCCGAAAACUCGGCCCUUGGUCAGUUGUCGAUGGUGGCGGAAAAUCUUCAACGGAUCGAGCAGCAAGAUCAGACUUCCAGAUCAUUGUUUGAGGGCGCUUUAAAGAAAGCAGCUACUACUGCUAUUGUUGGUUCAUACGAGACGACUACUUCAGUCUUGAUGGUUUUUGCUCUCGCCAUGGUGUCUUACCCAGGUGUUCAAAAGCGUGCACAAGCGGAAAUCGACUCAGUGGUUGGCCGGAAUCGCUUGCCUGCCUUUGAAGACAGAGCGUCACUACCAUACGUUGAAUCAGUUCUGCGGGAGACUUUGCGAUGGCAGCCUGUCGGACCCAUUGGAGCGGCUGUCCUAUUAAACAUAUGGGGUAUCUCACAGGAUGAAAAGCGGUACCCUAAUGCAUCUGUGUUUAUGCCAGAGAGGUUCAUGGACGCCAAUGGUGCGCUGACGGACGAUGACCCGGCUGAAUAUAUCUUUGGCUUGGGUCGACGUAGAUGUCCAGGCCAACAUGCUGCUGAUGCCUCUCUGUGGUCCGCUAUUGUUACUAUGCUGGCCACGGUGGAAUUUUCUUUUGCCAAAGAUGAUCAGGGCAAAAUGAUCGAAUUCACCCCCAAAUUCACGACGGGACUGACUCACUCCCCUAUGGUCUUUCCCUGCAGUAUUUUACCACGUUCUCAUGUUCAUUUAGGACUUAUGGAUGCUUUACGAAUGGAAGAGUAA